UCGGUUCAACAUAUUGCAUAGUAUUCCACUUGAUGCUAUGCAUACUGUGUAUAGUUGUGCUGUUCCCUGGCUUUUUCAUUACACAUGGAUUGACGGCAAGAAAGUGAAAGGUGGAAAAUUCUCUAAAGCAUUAAUGGAUUCAUUGGAAUUGAAGUUGAAGAAAGUGAAAGGAUGUUUGCCAUAUGCCAUCCAGGUCAACAUUGGUACUAAACCAUUCAAGAAAUUUGGAAUCACCUGGUCGUGUGCUGAAAAGCGAAUUUUCCUCCUUUAUGUUGCAAUCGUUAUUCUCAGGCACCCGUUAAUGAAAGCCGAAGCAUACAAAAUUCUGCUUGCUUUUCAGCAUGCCGUAAUGUUGCUUGUUGGCUCUGGGCACAAUUUGAAGGUGCCAAAAGAACACCUCAGGAAAGCAAGAGAGAAUUUACUGUAUUUAGUUGAGAAGUGUCAAAAGUUGUAUGGCGCUGACUUCCCACGUUAUACGUUUCAUUGCUUGCUGCAUAUUGUCGAUGAUUUGAUUGCGAAUAAUUGUCGACUUGAGUAUUGCUGCAUGUUUCGGUACGAGAACUCGAUGAAAUUCUUUAUCCAUGUGCUCGAUGGAAGAGGCGGACAUCGUGUCCAUGCACAAAUCCGCAACAGCUUGAUGCGGAAAAAGAUUUCAAACAUUGUUCUGCCGCCAAUUUGUCAAAGAAGACGUGCUCUACUAAAAGGCGGACAAACAGGAGCAGAAACAAACAUUAUACACCUUUCGAACUUCAAUGAGAAUGAUUUUGGUGUCAUCAACACAAUUUCUACUGACCAUCCAUCAAAUAAAUUUUAUCAAAUGGGAGAGGAAGGAAACAAACCGAAUGCCUAUGAACUCCAAGUAACGCGCCAUAUGAAACGAUUAAUUUUUCGGGACUUUACGAUCUCCAACAAAUACCCGAACAAUGUUGUUCUCGUCAACAGUUCUAUUGGCAAGCCUAAAGUCUGCGUUGUUUCCGACAUGCGAUAUGAUGACGUUGAAGACAAAUUUAAAGUUUCAAUUUCUCCUUUCAAAAAACAAGGAGAUUUCUUUGAAGGAUAUCCGUGCAAUUCAUCAGAUUUCAAUAUUUUUCUCGUUUCUGGAGAUUUAAAUCAUGACAGAAAACGCGAAGUUAAUGCAGACUGCAUAGAAAAUCAGUUCGUCUGCCUCUUAUAUGAGAAAGAAGUUACUGACAUUGAUAUCAAUGCAAAAGAACAAAUUCAAUUUAACACAAAAAAUGCACAGUGGGUAUGCACUCCUUUGUUCCAUGUUAUAAAUUGUCAGUAAAUCUAUUUUUCCAUGUAUUUAAUAUAAUAAAGAUAAUAAUAAGGUAAAAACAUUUGUGUAUUAAAUUAAAAAUGC
This is a messenger RNA of Hydra vulgaris (swiftwater hydra), 1360 nucleotides long. RefSeq lists its product as uncharacterized. The record is from RefSeq and is a predicted model, not a curated record. NCBI's taxonomy places the organism in Eukaryota, Metazoa, Cnidaria, Hydrozoa, Anthoathecata, Hydridae.